UGUUGUUGUUGCUGCUGCUUGGCCCACAAAAACAGAAAUUGUUUGCCCUCCAGGAGCGACAAAAACAACGAGGAGCCGUGAGAAGCACUGAGAACCGACCGACGGACACCGAAAGGCCCGAACGGCAAACAUACCGAGCUCGGGAUAUCCAAACACCAGAGGCACCAAAGACGCCGAAACCCAUUCAGUCGCGUGAGAGCAUCGCACAUGACCGCACCGCUUCGCAUCGCAUCCUCGAGAUACAUCCGCAUCUGUGGGGCGCAUCCGGACUUCAGAGAUUCAUACGCGCGAGUGCAAAUUGCAGCGGCCGCCUGUCAAUUAACUGAAUCCCAAAGCUAAGACCCAUCAAUAGGUCCCCAAAUCGUAGGAGGAAGAAAAUAGCAUAGACCGGAGAAUUCCAAAUUGAAGUUGAGCUCAAAGUUCUCUUCUCACAUUUUCCUGGUUACAGCAAACCAACUGUGACGUGCUCUUAGAUGAAAGGAACGUGCGAUGCAAUUGAAUCCAAGCAGACAUACUGAAACGCACUACUGGAUUACCCUUUUUUGGUGUGCCUUAGGAGGUUUGAUAUUGGGUGGAAUUGUUGUCAUCUCAUACUGGAUAAGACGAUGCAGGACACAUCCAGCGAGGUCAGCGAUCCGGCAGCGCCGCAUCCGGAGCCGGAGCUCAUCAUCAGCUGCCACCGGGAUCAGCGGGAUCAGCGCGAACGGAAUCAUCUCCCGAGGGAUAGUAAAGUCAUCACCCGAUCACAAUCCUCGGCGUCGACGGCGCCGCAUGCUCCAGUGCAUCAACUGAAGCAGCAGCAGUCCCUGCCAAAUCCCCCGCCCUCGCAGCACCACAGCAGCCACAAUCCACACGCCUCCAAGUCUGUCUCGAUCCUCGUCUACAAGACCCUGAACACGGUCUUCAAGAGCAGCCGCAAGAUCAUUGUGCGCGUGUGCGAGGUGGCCAGCGCCAAGAAGUCCUUCACCAUGUUCAAGUUCAACAAGGCUGCCCAGCAGCAGCGGAUCGACAACCGGGCCAGUGCCGUCACAGGACACGACCCCUUCGUCCGGCCGCCAGUGCCCGAAAAGAAAGUGAAGCACAUUAUGAAGAAGCUGCACAAGGCGAACGGCCUGAAACGCUCCAACUCGGCGAUCGAGUUUGAUGUCUCGGCAUUGACGGCCGCCAAUCGGCGCCAGAUCUACAGUAGCAAUCGGUCGGCGAGCUCGGAGCAAGAUAACUCAGAUCAAUCCGAGCACUCGGAGAAAUCGCCGCUGGUUAGCGCGAGGUUAGACAAUCUAGCUAGGCUCUUCUUUAGCAAGUCGAUGCCAGCGGAAACCGGAAGUAGAGAUACCAUAGAUUCAGUACUGAAUACAAGACCCAACAUCAAGUACCAGUAUUCCGCCUUGGACAGCGGCAAUGGGAUCGUGGAGCGGAGUCCCAGGGAGCGGGCCCAGCGGGAGAAGGCCCUGAACGCCACCCAGGAAUGGAUUCAGAGUGCCAAUGGACGCUACGAGGUGAUUGCUCAUCUGGAUGAGAUCGGCUCGAGGCACGGCAAGAACUGGUUUCUGGUCACAGAUGCUUCGGUUCGCACAGAUCGUCUGCUGACCCUGCUACCUCUGCCCCCCGACUGCGUGGCCUUCGAGGAUCUGCCGCCCAACGAGUGUGCCAGGGAGAUUCUCAUGGAGCUGCUCGGCUCGCUGCAUCAUCCGUACAUAUAUCCCGUGCUGGACCUGGGCUUCUUGCGCAACAGCUCGCAUAACUAUGCCUGCCUGGUGACGCCCUUCAAUUCGCGCGGCAGCCUCAAGGAUCUCAUAUACAAAGCACAGUGGAACGAGCCGUGGGCCAAAAAGUACACGCGUAAGCCAAACGGCUUGCCGGUGAGCCAAGUGCAGCGCCUGGGGCGUCAGAUCCUGGAGGCACUGCUCUUCCUAAAGGAGCGCGGCUUUCCGCUUCACGGUCACCUUCACAGCGGCAAUGUCAUCCUGCAGAACGGGGCAGCCAGGUUAUCUGGCCUGGAGAACGGUCUACUGGGCCUCAGCUCGCGGAAUAAUGCCGUCAUGUGGUCCCGCUCGGUCACCGAGAUCGAGAACGUGGACAUUGUCUGCUUCGGCCACCUGCUGUACGAGAUGUGCACCGGCCAGGAGCUGACCACACCCAAGCCGUCCAUGCGGGUGCUCGAAAUGGAGAUGCAGCACUACCCACAAAUUGGCCAGAUUCUGGAGAUAUUAGGUCUUAUCUUUGAGCCGCCUAGCGGUGUCUGCCCCUCCGUUGAGGACCUAGUCCUGUGCGAUCUCUUUCGCAGCAUCGAUUUGCGCGAGCUGCGUGGCCCCUGUUUUAGUACAAUUAAGCCGAGCCUCAGCAGGUCCACUCUGAAUCUGCUACAUGCGGUUAAGAAGCGCCAAUGCGCCUCUCUGGGCCACUCCCUCAGCGAGGCGAACUCACCCUGCACGCCGCCCUCGACGCCGCACGAUCGACGCACUGGUAUCAGCCGAACAAUGGACUCAUUUGACAUAUCAAGCGACUCGGAGGAGGGUCUGCUGGAGGAGAUUGUGGUCGGUGGUAGCUGCCACCGGCAGCACUUGCUGCGCCUGCAGCAAUGGCACUCCGCCCACUCGUACGUCCACUCGUACGACCCGCCCUCGGAGUCGCCCAUCCACUACUGUGACCCGGCGGCCCUCUAUUCGGAUGACAAUGGCCACGAGCCGGAGCCGGGGCAGGAGCACCUGCCACCGACCAUUCGGUGUAGCACCAGCAGCCAGAGCAACCUGAAUGUGCUGCUGGCCGAGGGUGUGGUUGCCGCCGAGGAUGGCUACGAGGCCCAGGAGGUGGAGGUGGAGGAGUUCGAGGUUCUCGAGGAGGAGGAACCCAGUGGCUCGUCGGGAGCUCAGAGGCUGCAGGCUCCGGCCUGCACUUCGUCGGCUGCAGGAGCUUCCUUCAAUCACCAGCUCACCGCGGAUAUGUGCAACUACAAGAACUCGAAGAGCCGGCGGCUGGAGUACUCGCUGAAGUGCCUCAAGUACGGCCGCAGCAAUCCCUCCCAGGACUCGGCCUUCGGUUCGCUGACCGACAACGACCUGUCCAUCGGCUCUUCCAGCAUUCGGCUGAGCAGCUUCCAGUCCAUCUCCUCGCCCAUCGACGAGGGCGUGGAGGAUAUCAUCAUAGCCACCACUACGGGCGGCAAUGAGACCUGCCUGGAGCUGGCCACCAUUCCCCGGAGCAUGGUGUCCCAGGACUCGGCCAUUUCCUCGCCGUGCCGCGAGAGUUCCCCCAACAACUUUCUCCAUAUCGACGAUGCCAUGUCGGGCACGGGCUCCACCUCGUCCGGUUCCAAUUGCGGCUCCUAUGGGAACAUACGUCCCCAGCAGUUUCCAGUUUCGCUGUCACCGAAGAUCUUGGUAACGGCCACCAGUAACUCGAGCAGCUCUUCGCUGGCCUCCAACAGCAAUGCGGGUCAGGGUCAGGCUCAGAGCCAGGUUCAGGCACCGGGGCAGGGCCAUCCCCAGCAGCAGCAGCAGCAGCAGUUUGAUCCGCCCAAGAUCCUGGUCAACGAUCAGAACUCCAUCUACACCACGUCGCCCUCGAAGCGAUCGGGAAUGAUAGAGGUCUUCUCGCAGAAAUAUCGGGUGAGCUCCUUCGAGGACAUGUCCCCGAAGCGAACCUCUGACAAGCAGCACCUGAAGCACGUGAACCGCCUGGCCUUCCGCUCCUUGGAGGAGGAGCGCCGCAUCGACAACGCCUUCCUCCCGAUGGCGGAUCGCACACACUCGGACAAUCGCGUGAACAUGCAGAGUGAGAAGUACAAGAAGCUCACCCACGCUUCCUUUCGCAUCAGCAAGGGCCAGGGCCAGGAGUCGCCCACGGCCACGCCCACCAGCCAGACGCCGCCCAGUCAUCCGAGCAACAGCAUCGAGAUGCAGCGCACCGGCAGACAGACUCUCUGGCGGGACAGCAAGUUCUACAGAAAGAACCGGAUAGCCAAGAGCAACGACUCUCUGAUGGAGAACAAUCCGUCGCCGAGGAUCUCGCCCUGCUCGCUGCGGGACAAUCAGUACGAGAGCAGCAGGAGCAGCUCCCAGGCCAGCCGGAGGUCGCUGAGCGGAAGCCAACAGAUGCUUAGCGUGACCACCAGCUUUUGUGGCAACGGCAGCGGCGGCCGCAACGCGGCCAGGUACUGCAGCUCCAAGAGCGAGGACCUGGGCGAGUCCUCCGACUAUUUGAGAGUGAUGGACGCCCGCAAGUCGUACUCGGAGCGGCAUCUGGUGCGGCUCAAGCAGACGGCCAUUAACAACACGCACAGCGAGGACGAGAUGAGCUUCAACGAUAACGACAAUAAUGCCACGGCAUCAUCGCAGCAGGGCCUGGGGCUCCAGUACAAUCAGCCCCACUACAAUCAGAGGAAUCACCCUCAGGGCGGCAGGUGGAGCAGCAGCUGCUCCAUCGGCAGCCACCUGAAGACGACCAAUAUUAAGACCACCUCGCUGUCCGCUCAGUCCAGCCAAUCGAAUUUAGUGGCCACCUCAGCAACUGCCAGCUAUCGCACGCCCUCCAAGUCCCUUGAUCAGAGCACCGCCAUCCCGAGCACCCCAGCCCAGGGCAGCCAAAGUAAACCUGGCAACCACAGUAUCAUGAGCAGCCAGAGCCACAUCACCGCAAACACCACCAGUAGCAACAGCAGCAGCAGCACCAGCAGCUCGGUGGACGAGUCGCCGUCCAGAUUGACCCUCAGUGGCGCCGAUCUCUCGAGGAUCUUCGUGAUGGACAUGGACGAUGCACCCGGCAGCAGCUGCAGCGAGGAGAAGACACCGCUUCUGGAUAGUGUGGAAAUGUCGCCGAUCAGUCCGACCGAACCGGAGGAGCCGGACCUGGACAAGCUCUAAGAGGAGAUCCCCAACCGGGACAACAGUAUACACACAUACGCACAUACAGACAAGUUUUGAGCAGCCGAAAUGCAAAGCAUGUGAUAAAGAAACCAAAAAUAGCAGAGAUCGAAAGGGGAACCAUCAAGUUGUAGAACUAUUAGGCUAGGUAUGAGAUGGCAAGCUAGGAGGGGUUUUCAAAGGAGAGUUUUUGGGAGGAAUCAACACCACUUUGCCAUUUUAAUAAUAACCUCAUAUGUUGCAUUAUGUUUACAUUAAUGAGGUUAUGAAAGAAAGAACCACAAGAAGACUUAAACAUUAUUUUCAAAAUUUUAAUUUAUUUAAUAUUUGAUAUUCCCAAAAACUCUCUUUUGUAAAACCUCCCGCACUGUCAGUGUUGGUUUAGGUAAGGCAAUUCUAAGCUUGGUAUCACACAAACCACUGGACACCCACUUUCUAUACACUCCGGAAAAUAUACAUAAAUGUAAAGUUGGGCUGCUUUCGCCUUCGCUAGAUCCACACACACACUCACACCCAAAGCUUUCUUCUGGUAACAAUAAUAUUUUUGUCUUUAUAUUGAACUUUAGCCGGUUGCUUUUACAGCAAUGCGUAAUUACUUAGAAUAUCUCUCCACUGAAGCUAAUCUCUAGACUGCUAAGCCACAAGACAACACGGAAAACCAAAAGGAAGCCAGUAUCCUGCUGAUGAGUUGUUGCUUUUUUUUAACAAAAUAUAAACAGAGAUAACAAUUUUCGAAUUAUACGGAAUUAUACACUUUACUUGGUAGUUGAUUGAAUAGUUAAGACUUGAAAGCUUCGCAGCUUGGCGCAUUGAAAAUGUUUUACUGUAGCCUAAAAUCGUUUUAAGCCCCCCCAGACGGGGUCGUAUUUUAAAUAUAUGCAUACAUUUUAGGGAACCAAAACCAACAAACAAAGGACGAUAGGGGAGGAACGAGGCCGAGGACCACCUCUCCAUUGAAUGCAAUUUAGUGGGGACUCCGAGGUAGAGUUCACAAGUUAUAGAGUUACAACUUCUUUGUUUCGUAUCCUCAGUUGGAAAACGUCACAUAGGCAGCACUUCAACCGAGUUAAACAUAAUCGUAUGAAACCGUAAAUACAAUACAGAAAUGCAAUCAAGUUUACUAAGGUAUCGCAAGCGAAAUAUCACAAGGCCACACACAAUCGAACACAAGAUAAAUAUAUACACCUUACGAUCAUAAAUAUAUAUAGAAGGUAAUAUUAGACGCACGCACUUAGCGAGUCGCACCCAACCAAGAUGAUCCACAACUCGACCCCGCCCAAUCCAUUCAGUGAACUCAGACGCCCCUACCUGUAUUAUUCGUAGUUAAUGGACGCGUAGGACAUUGUUUACGGGACCCCUAGUACGUACUUGUAUUUCCCCACGAUCGUGUAAAGAUUCAUUUCGCUUGGAAUUAUUUUACGGUUUACUUGUGUACCAUAUAUGUACCCCAGAACAUUUCAGAAAUGGAAAAGCCCCGAGAGAAAUAAAUAUUA
Messenger RNA from Drosophila kikkawai, 6352 nucleotides. NCBI's taxonomy places the organism in Eukaryota, Metazoa, Arthropoda, Insecta, Diptera, Drosophilidae. The record is from RefSeq and is a predicted model, not a curated record.